Drosophila melanogaster (fruit fly) is the source of this 946-nucleotide messenger RNA. It is a transcript of the gene mgr, whose product is annotated as merry-go-round. Lineage: Eukaryota; Metazoa; Arthropoda; Insecta; Diptera; Drosophilidae. The coding region runs from base 108 to 692 and encodes 194 amino acids. Gene Ontology annotation, biological process: protein folding. The record is from RefSeq and is marked reviewed. The transcript has 3 exons. Gene Ontology annotation, cellular component: cytoplasm; prefoldin complex.
UCAAUCGAUUGUUCCAUCGCAAUUUUGACUCAUCGACUUUUACAGCGGCAGGCUGACCUCCUGAAAAUUAAAUUGCAUUUGUAGACGGCACGGCUGAAGGCAACAGGAUGACAGGAAUAAUGGACUCGGUGGAAAUGCCCAAAUUACCGGAAAACCAGAAGACCUUCGCCGGCAUCCCGGAGGCAGUGUUCCUGGAGGAGAUCGACACCUUCAUGUCGCAGCCGGAGAACGAAAAUUGCGAAAAGGUGCUGCAGCGACUGGACGAGCAGCACGGCAAGUAUCGAUUCAUGGCCUGCAAUCUGGAGGCGCGGCGGCGCAAGUUGAAGUCUCAAAUUCCGGACCUGGAGCGCUCCCUGGAAAUGGUCAAUGUGCUUCGCAAGGAGGACGAGGAGCGCGAGACGCAAUUCCUGCUCAGCGACCAGGUGUUCAUCAAGACACUGGUGCCGCCCACGAAAACAGUAUACCUCUGGCUGGGGGCCAGCGUGAUGCUGGAGUAUCCGCUAGACGAGGCGGAGGCUCUGCUGAACCAGAACAUCACAUCGGCCGUGGGCAACCUAAAGUCCGUGGAGCACGAUCAGGAUUUUCUGAGGGAUCAAAUCACAACUACGGAGGUGAACAUGGCGCGGGUCUACAACUGGGGCGUGAAAAAGCGGCAGGCCGCUACCAAGACCACCGCCACUACCCCAUCCUAAGGAGACCCACCCAAAUCCCAUCCCAAGAUCAACAUCGGUAGCAGCCACUCGCAUCUUAUUUAUUUCGACAGUACACCGCAAGGGCUCGGCAGGCGAUUCCACCUGGCUUAUUCUUGUUCUCCACUGAUAGCAAUAAAACCGCCACACAAACGCAUCAAGCUGACUCCAAACGAGAUGCCUAUUCCGGAGGAAUGUAAUAUUUUAAUUUGGCUACGGGCAUUUAACUGCAUGUAAACCGAAUAAACGGCGAACGC